This is a messenger RNA of Helicoverpa armigera (cotton bollworm), 986 nucleotides long. RefSeq names its product trypsin, alkaline C. Gene Ontology annotation, molecular function: serine-type endopeptidase activity. The coding region runs from base 48 to 890 and encodes 280 amino acids. The record is from RefSeq and is a predicted model, not a curated record. Gene Ontology annotation, biological process: proteolysis. The transcript is spliced from 3 exons. NCBI's taxonomy places the organism in Eukaryota, Metazoa, Arthropoda, Insecta, Lepidoptera, Noctuidae.
AUUCCGAGUCUAUAGUUCUAAUUACUAUUAGACUUUUGACCGUCAACAUGAGAGUGAUUGCUGUGUGGGCCCUAUGUGUAGCGGUUGUGGCAGCUGUGCCAACCAACCCACAAAGGAUAGUUGGUGGUUCUUUAACUACCAUUGACCAGUACCCUACAAUGGUUGCUUGUCUAAAUGCAGUUAACUCUGUUAACUUCUUCCAGUCUUGUGGUGGUACUAUCCUCAACAAUAGGUCCAUCUUAACUGCUGCUCACUGUACUAUUGGCGAUAGAGCAAAUCAAUGGCGCUUCCGUGUGGGUUCAACCUUCGCCAAUAGCGGCGGCAUUGUCCACAAUGUUCAACAAAUCAUCAACCACCCCAACUAUAACCAUGCCAUAUUUGAUAAUGACUUCGCCAUCUUACGUUCCGUUACUGUUAUUUCAUUCAACAACAAUGUGAGGGCAGUCUCCAUUGCUGGUGCUAAUUACAAUUUGCCCGAUAACCAGGCUGUCUGGACCGCUGGAUGGGGUCGGAUUUCCGUAAGUACUGUUUUUUACUUGACAGGUAAUCACGCCUUAACUAUUUUUUUUCAAAAUUUAUAUUCUGUUUCACAGGAGAAUGGUCCUACGUCCGAGCAACUGCGACACGUCCAGGUCUUUACUAUCAACCAAGCAAUUUGCAGAAGCCGUUAUGCAGCUGCUUUCACAACCAUCACUGACAACAUGUUGUGCUCUGGUAUACUCGACGUCGGUGGUCGUGACCAGUGCUCGCAAGACUCCGGUGGUCCCCUAUAUCAUAACGGGAUUCAGGUCGGCGUCUGCUCCUUUGGUCAUGGAUGCGCCAGGCCACAGUUCCCUGGUGUCUAUGCUCGCGUUUCACGAGCAACUGCUUGGAUCGCAAGUAACGCUUAAAACAUUUAAGCAAAUGAUCAAAAAUCGUUGAUUGAAUAAACGAGUUUACCUUUUCAUAUUGUCACAGACUAUCAAAAAUAUACCUACUUCAUAAAA